This is a messenger RNA of Astrephomene gubernaculifera, 506 nucleotides long. NCBI's taxonomy places the organism in Eukaryota, Viridiplantae, Chlorophyta, Chlorophyceae, Chlamydomonadales, Astrephomenaceae. The record is from the annotation of a GenBank genome assembly.
CAACGGACUAAUGUGAACUGCAAAGAGCAUAUGUGCGGAAGGAACUAUCAGCUCAGUGCUUCUAAUUGUAUUGGCAGCAUCCUUAUCGUAACCGACUUGGUGUAGCACCUAAUGGCUUCUCCAGUCGAAGAGGGGGGCCGUGUAGUCAAACACGUAAUUGAAAGUGGUGCUUUUGAUGAUGUGCGAAAGUUGGUUUUCGACGAGCUUAAACAUAGCGCAGCGCUGCGCGAUUACGUGCGAGAACAAGUGGAGAGCAGCAAAACGCUCAGCGGUGGAAAGCAGAGUAAAGAAAGGAAGAGGGUGCUCGACGAGCUUCAAACGGAGUUGAAGGACCGGCUCGUGGAACGGGCUUCUCGAGUAGUUUGGGAAAUCCUUACGAAAUCCGAUGGCCGCGUGGCCCAGGACAUCGAGCAGAAGGUGCGUGUGGGGUAGCCGUACGCACAUGCCAUAUGCUCUUGCCCCUAACCCUAGGUCAACACGACCCUCCUUAACCCCAGCCCUAUCCU